Molecule: messenger RNA, 1017 nt
Organism: Aspergillus piperis CBS 112811
Lineage: Eukaryota; Fungi; Ascomycota; Eurotiomycetes; Eurotiales; Aspergillaceae
Product: zinc-binding alcohol dehydrogenase family protein
Exons: 3
Coding region: 1-1017 (338 amino acids)
Molecular function (GO): oxidoreductase activity, acting on NAD(P)H
Source: RefSeq, a predicted model, not a curated record
AUGUCGCCUCUGAACGAAGCCGCCUGGAUUCUGAAGCCCAAAAGUGAUCUAAAGCGAUUCACCGCGGCGUACAAUAUCCCUUCGCUUGAUGAAAUCGUGAUCGAGAACCAUGCUGUUGCCAUACAGCCUCUCGACGCCAAUAUCCGGGCCCAAGCAUACGUGGAUGUGCCCUACCCAUUCAUCUUGGGCAAUGGAGUUGCCGGUAUUGUCCAUGAAGUCGGAUCGUCAGUCACCAAAUUCAAAAAGGGCGACCGCGUCGUGUCCGAUACACCUACUUACCAGCUCAAAGAAGCUAAGUACGGGGGCUGGCAGAAAUACGUCGUGACUAGAGAAGCCACGACCGCGAAGAUACCAGCCAGCACGACUUUUGAUGAUGCCGCUGCAAUACCUUUUGCGCUUUUGACAGCUGUUUCUGCAUUACACUUGCACCUGGGUAUGGGAAAGCCAGGAACAAAUAGCAAAGGGAAAGCACUUAUAUGGAGUGGUAGUGGAUCUGUGGGGGGCUACGCUGUUCAAUAUGCGGCCAGUGUCGGUUGCGAAGUCAUAGCAACGGCUUCCCCGCGGAAGUUCGAUUAUGUUCGUGGCCUUGGAGCCUCCACUGUUCUCGACUACAAGGACGAUGAGAUUGUAUCCAAAUUAAAGAGUCUCGGGCCCUUUGAUUAUAUCUUCACGGCUUCGGGUGAUGCGAAAAGUGCAAAUGCUAUAAGUGACAUCCUGCAACCAAACGGUGGGAGAUUUGCAUCUGUCCGUGCGCAGAGUAAAGAGAUAAACCUGGCCCAAAAUGUCGAUUUAAUUUACGACUUCUUCAGCAUGACUACCCAGAAGGAGGAAUAUGGUGAUUUUACGGAAUGGUGGUAUCGUGAGUAUCUUCCCGGGGCACUGGGCGGAAAUGUGACCCCCACGCCUUUGGAAAAGCGAGCUGGUGGGUUGAACAGCAUUCAGGAGGCUUGUACCGACGUUUUGGAAGGGCGCAGCCCGAAAAAGCUGGUUCUAAACCCCCAGGAUCCUGAUAAAUGA